AUGGCGUCCCUACUAAGAGAGUGCAGUGCGAAAUCGUCUGUGGCACUAUGCCGCGCCUACACAACCCCUGGUGUCCAAUCCCGGUUGUUCUCCUCGACCGCUCGCAUGAUGGUCGGUCCUGAAGCUCCAGGCUAUAUCGAUGUACCACAGUCAAUUCAGCCAGACCUGCCCCGUCGACCACAAGUCAAGGGCACUCUACCUGUCCCUCGAGAGCUGUUUCCAUCCCGACGACCUGAUAAACCCACCGAAUCAUACAUUGCAGACGCUACACCACUGCCGUCAAGCACGGAUCCGAAGGUCGCACCAGACCAUCCCCAAUAUGAACAGCUCGAGUGGAAGCGGAAAAUGGCAGGUGUCAGGAGGAAUCAUCUACGUGAAGGACUUCUAGAGCUUCACGAACGCAAGAAGAUUGCCCACCAGAGAAUGGUUGCGAGAAGCAAUGCCAAAGAGAAACGUCGAACUCAGAUCCUCAACCAGCCGAAGCGAGAUGACGACCGACUUACUGCCUCGACAACAGUUUCGGCGAUGAAGCCUGUGAAAUAUAAAGUACUUCCAAACCCAGGUGCAGAGGAACGACUGGCGCAAUCAAUGGAAAAAGUGAAGGAGAUCCAGGAAGCACGGCGUGAGGAUGUGGUGAACUCGAUCCACGAGCUUUAUUUGAAUGCACAGCAGUUCAUUGUCAACGAAGAGCAACUUAACGCUGAGAUUGAUCGUGUAUUCCCCAUCGAUAGCAACCCCGACUGGGCUAACGGACGCCGUACCGGAGAGAACAUCUGGAACUUGGGACCUCCCCCUACGAUGGCUGUUCUGGGUAACCAGACGAAGGAUGAAUUGACCAAAUGGGAGACCGUACAACGACGAACCAAGAAACUUGCUGAGGAGCUGACAGGAAGCAAGAUAUAG
This is a messenger RNA of Nannizzia gypsea CBS 118893, 903 nucleotides long. RefSeq lists its product as hypothetical. The record is from RefSeq and is a predicted model, not a curated record. Lineage: Eukaryota; Fungi; Ascomycota; Eurotiomycetes; Onygenales; Arthrodermataceae. Bases 1 to 903 code for a protein of 300 amino acids. The transcript has a single exon.